AUGAGCUUCGUCACCCGCCGAGCGCUCUCAACGCUCAUUCCCCCCAAGGUGAGAAAGAGCCCUUUCGGUUAUGGGCGCAAACGCCCGGUGCUCCGAUUGAUUCCGCUGACCGAGUUCGAAUUAACACAGGCCAUUGGCGCCGCUCCUGAUGCUAUCCGCAUGCAGCGCGUUGUCAGCUUCUACGAGAAGCUCCCCCGAGGUGCCGCCCCCGAGAUCAAGGCUAAGGGCCUUCUCGGUCGAUACCAGGCCAAGCACUUUGGCAAGAACCCCACUGGCAAGCCCAUCAUUCACCUGAUCGUCUUCCUUGUCAGCAUCGGUUACAUCCAGAACUACUACUUCCACCUUCGUCACCACAAGAACAAUGCCCACUAA
Molecule: messenger RNA, 372 nt
Organism: Fusarium sp. VM40
Lineage: Eukaryota; Fungi; Ascomycota; Sordariomycetes; Hypocreales; Nectriaceae
Source: the annotation of a GenBank genome assembly